This is a messenger RNA of Daldinia caldariorum, 1368 nucleotides long. RefSeq lists its product as uncharacterized. NCBI's taxonomy places the organism in Eukaryota, Fungi, Ascomycota, Sordariomycetes, Xylariales, Hypoxylaceae. The record is from RefSeq and is a predicted model, not a curated record. The transcript has 4 exons. Bases 309 to 1124 code for a protein of 271 amino acids.
GGAAAGAACAGUAGGGGUAAGUACCUAAGAGGUAGGUAAAGAGCUGAAAUCUCCCGUCAUUGGUUCUUGCAAGCCAUUCUACAACUUCUCUUAUCUACAACUCCCCUCACUUCGUAAACUCAGCCCAUUGUACUAUAUGUGGCCUCCUUAGAUAAAAGCAUAAGCUAUUCAAAUCGGAUCCCGUCCUCGCAUGAUCUUCUGCCUUAUUUACCUACUUUAUCCCAUACUGAAGAAUUCCCCAAGACUUCACUCUAGUUACUGAGUUCAUACCGGUAUUGCCGGAUUUGAGCCGGAUUUGAACAUCCACUAUGUCGAAGAGGGCAGUUAAGAGGAAGGUUGAUCUUGAACCACUAUUGGACGGGCCUGACGUACUAGUCAAGGAGACCCCCAAGAAGAAGAAGACUGGCAUCGACAAACGUCUUUCACGACUUGAAGAAUAUAACGAAGAUGAAGGCCGAGAGAGUAGUCGAAAUUUCCAGCGAUGGGCCGAGAUAUUUGAGAAUAAUACUAAAGGCGAAGCCAUGAAAUCAGAGACCUUUAUCAAGAAGUUCCAGGUGAAAGUUCAAAAACAGGUGGAUAAGGUGCGAGACUACAUGCAAGAGCAGGAGAAGCUACUAGCCCAGAAUAAUGGCAAACUCGUGGAAAGCUUCGAAGACCUCUAUUCGGCGACUGCUUUCACUCACGGAUCAGAUGAUGAGGCACGUAAUGCAAGCAAGGAGGGGCAUAUCUUGUUCCAAGACGCCCAGGCUGUCAUAUCAAGAAGCUACGCGUUGCUUGAAAAGUUCAAAGAGACAGACGAGCAGCUCAAGAAUUGCAAGUUCGAACUUCCCUCUGCGAAGUGGAAGCAGGACAAACAGGAUAUUAAAGACCUGCUCUCCUGUGGCCGCGAGUACGGAGAGAAGCUCGUCGAGGACAAGCUUGCUCCCAUGCCGCAGAUGUUUCAGCACAGUAAUGGACACAAGGCGGAUGGGAAGGAGGCUAUGACUUCAGAGCUCUUUAAGAAGAGUAGCAAGGCACGAGACGAGGAGGAUACUUGGGGCACAGUGGCAGCAGAACAGGUUAAGAGAUUUACGGUUAUGGCGAAAUCUGUUCCUAUGGAUGAUGUGGAGCGAGUAAGACGUUGAUCAUGAGAAUGGAGGAAGGAAAUUGUUGAUAUUGAGAUUCAGCGAGGAUUACCUAGGUAAGACUGUAACUUGCUAUGUACCUAAGGUACCUAUGUAUCGUGGAGCUUCACUAGGUACUGUGGGGCACUUGGAAGAAUACCUGCACCAUACCGUUUAUGGGUUAGUGCCAAGUCGCUUAAUUUUUUCGCUCGCAAAAACCCAGAUCCCCUGCUCCCACAAAUUUAGCAAAUUUCUAACGCUCAAU